Molecule: messenger RNA, 2852 nt
Organism: Hylaeus anthracinus
Lineage: Eukaryota; Metazoa; Arthropoda; Insecta; Hymenoptera; Colletidae
Product: putative sodium-dependent multivitamin transporter
Exons: 8
Coding region: 916-2673 (585 amino acids)
Biological process (GO): sodium ion transport; transmembrane transport
Cellular component (GO): membrane
Molecular function (GO): symporter activity
Source: RefSeq, a predicted model, not a curated record
AACGUCAGUAACGUUCGGACCGGCGCGGCGUGCCAAUUGAAUCGAUAAGAGAAAGUGUUAAAAAAGAAAAGUGGUUUCGGUUCAGUCUGUACGGACCACUAAAACGUCGAGAAUCUACCUACGUGAUCGUGAACUGUUUUAAAAAUUGAACAAAGUAAUUGAAAGUUUAUGGAAAGACUUACAAACACAAAAAAUAAAGAUCAGAAAUGUUAACGGUUGUGAAAACAAGCUUCACGUUUUGCUUUUUAGAUUCGAGUCAGGUUCGAUAGUUAUAGACGUUAUAAUUACUAUAUCGAGUAUAGUUAAGAUUAGUGUAGCUGCAGAUACCGAAAAUGAUUUGAAUCUAAGAGUCGAAAUGCGUGGUGUCUGCAAAUAUCAUAAUUGUAAAUAUAAUUGAUUAUAAGACUGCAGAUGCUUAUGCAUUUAUGGUAAAGAGGAAUAUGGGUAAAUCUAUGAGAGUAUGAAUAAAUGUAAAAAUAUGUAAGAUAUCAACAAUGAUAUAUAUGUUGCACCGUUUAGAAGAUUCUGAAGAUGGUUCAAAUCUAAUAUUCGAAACCAGGACUACCUGUAAACAUUGCAAUUAUAAUUAAUAUUACAAAUACAGUUAUGAAAUUGACAGAUACCAUAAAAAGACUCAAAUCUAGUAGCUAGAGUGUCUAAAAUAAAUUAAAGCUUCUUCUCGAUGAAGAAAUAAGAAGCAAGUGGAACGCUCUUCGUGCACAAAUGGCGGAGCUGUCUUUGGAGAUUGUUACGUAAACACAGUGAUCGAGGCAGCGCCGAUCGAAGGCACAGGAUGUACUUAAUUGUUGGCCCAUGGAUUGUGUCAAAUAAAUAAAGUGUGAACUGUCGGGUCACGAGACCGAGCGUUCGUCGUCCGUCGAAUUUAGUUCGAAGACAAACUCACGAUAGGACAAUAUGGCUACGUUAAUGGUAGCCGAUUACGUUGUGAUCGUUUUGAUGAUGCUCGUCAGUUCGGGAAUCGGUGUGUAUUAUUGGCUCACGGGCGGCAAACAAAAGUCGACAGAGGAGUAUUUCGUGGCGGACAGAUCCAUGCGAGUGACGCCGAUUGCGAUAGGUUUAACGGUUUCGUACCUAUCCGCGGUCAGUUUGCUGGGAGUGAGUUCAGAAACUUACGUUUAUGGUACCCAGUACGCCAUAAUCAGUAUUGCCUACGGGCUGUCUACUCCGUUCGCCGCUCACUUGUACCUGCCAGUGUUCUUUAAACUUGGAACGACCAGCGCUUUCGAGUAUUUGCAAAAACGUUUCGGCACAGCUGCCAGGCUGGCGGCGAGCCUCGCGUUUCAGCUCCAACUGUUAUUGUACAGCGGAGUGGUGCUGUACGCUCCAGCGCUCGCCUUGGAAGCCACCACCGGUAUCUCGAGGACCGCGAGCGUAAUCGGCAUAGGAUUGGUCUGCACGUUUUAUUCGACGAUCGGCGGUAUCAAGGCAGUCAUCAUUACGGACGUAUUUCAGAGCCUGCUGAUGUUGACAGCCGUUAUCUUGGUGAUCCUCACAGCAGCCGUGAAUGUCGGUGGACUCGAUCAGAUCUGGGAGAUCGCUUACCAGGGAUCGAGGAUCGAAUUUGACAACAUUUCAAUGGACCCAACGGUACGACACACCUGGUGGAGCUUGAUGUUUGGCGGUUUCUUCACCUACCUCUCCUUGUACGGCAGCAACCAAGUUCAAGUUCAGAGAAUGUUAACCCUCAAAGACGUGAGAAGCGCCCAGCUGGCAAUCUGGUGGUCCUGGCCAAUGUCGUCCCUCAUGUCGUUGGGCCUCUGCUUUUCCGGUUUAGCGAUAUACACGAAAUAUCGGAACUGCGACCCCCUGGCAAUCGGAAGGAUCGACUCGAGCGAUCAAUUAAUGCCUCUUUACGUGAUGGACAUGCUCUCCGGGUAUCCAGGUGUACCCGGCCUCUUUAUAGCAGGCAUUUUCAGCGCUGGAUUGAGCACUAUCUCCGCCACGGUGAAUUCCAUGGCUGCCGUUAUACUCGAAGAUUUUAUCAAACCCAUUUGCCGGAAAAAUGACAGAGACAUAAGCGUGAAAGGAUCGAUCAUCAUUAGCAAGAUUUUGGGUGUCAUAGUUGGCCUGGCUUGCAUAGCUCUGGCGUUCAUAGGACAGCAUCUCGGCGGACUCCUUCAAGCUGCGCUGACGAUCUUUGGAGUGGUCGGUGGGCCUGUUUUAGGUCUCUUCUCCCUUGGAAUGUUCACAACGACAGGCAAUCAAAAAGGAGCAGUUAUUGGUAUUCUGGCUGGUCUGAUUUUUUCUCUGUGGAUCGGGUUCGGUCAACCGAAACCACCGAUUCCAAAAUUGGAUGUCUCCACGUCCGAAUGCAACGCCACUGCGUUUUACAAUUACAAAGAACCUCCCAAUUUGCAUUUGGACACACUGCAGACCCACGAUGAAUCAUACUUCUACCUGUACCGUCUUUCGUACAUGUGGUAUUGUCCACUCGGGUCCGUCAGUACGUUCCUGGUAGGAUGGAUCGCCAGCUGGAUCGUGAACCUAAUCACUCGAGAAGAAUCUAAGGAACUCGAUCCCAAUCUUUUCAUUCCUAUUAUUGCGUCGCGAAUGCGUAAAGAACAGUCGUCCAAAGUAGAGAUGUUCGACUCUUGUAGAACGAUCGAUACUGGGCUCGAUCUUGGAUCGAAGCAAUUAGAGUCGAGACAUUGAAAUGAUUGAAUCUUAGAAGAUUCGAAAAAUCGUUCCUUUAGGAACUAAUUGUACUUCGUAUAUGUACAUAAUUUGAAAUCUCUAUUAUGUAAAUCGUAGUUUAUAUAAAUAACAGUAUAAGUUGUAAUUUACUUUCUAUUUCUUAUCGUUAUAAUUGUUAUAAUAAAACGAUUAACCUG